Molecule: messenger RNA, 2650 nt
Organism: Syngnathoides biaculeatus (alligator pipefish)
Lineage: Eukaryota; Metazoa; Chordata; Actinopteri; Syngnathiformes; Syngnathidae
Exons: 4
Coding region: 566-1036 (156 amino acids)
Source: RefSeq, a predicted model, not a curated record
CGAUUUAUAUCUCCCGACCAAAGAGGCCUGGAUCGGAUAUGAAAUAUCGUGAACACAUUGUUCACAUUGACGUGGAAACAAUUCGGCGUCAAUGUGUACGUCACUCUGCAGUAAGCGGUGUGAACAUAGCCAAAACACUCACGAGAUUAGGGAAGCGUUUCGAAAUGGAAGCAAAAAUGAACCAACUCUGCGUCUUUAACUUCGGUGUCGACCUGGACGGGGCAGAAACAAACAUGGAGGACCACAAAGGAGCUUUGAGAAUAUCUUUACAUAGUAAAAGAGCUUUGGGAAAUGACCGAAUGAUGAGGGGAAACCUCCAAAGGAGCAGGGCCACACAGGUUCCAUCUAUGAACCCUCAGCGCUUCCGCUGACAGCCAAAUAUACAUUCUAAAAUAGAUAUUGUGAUGAAAACGACAUAUAAUGAGCGGAGAGCACGUCAUCCAUACACAAAGUUGCGCAAGUCUCACUCGACAUCCCGGUGGCGGCCAUAUUGCCUGCAACGUCAUUUGCGGAUAUCACGCUGGGACGGUCGCCAUUGAGAAGAUGCUGUGCCACCUGCUAUGGGAUGGAGAUCUUUUGUUACGUUCUGAGAAAAGGAUUACAUCUUCAGACGCGGACGGAGCUUUUAAUUCAUCCUGCUGCUAUCGGACAAGUUGUUCGAGUUUGGUCUCAGCGGCCCUUGGAAGGAAUCCAAGCUAUGGAACAUCUGGAGGCUGUUUGUCAAGGAAGUGGGAAGAUCUCGGGAGGAGCUACCUGUGCUGGUAUGUGUGAGGCUGCGUCUGCCUCACAGUUCGGAAGACCUGGGUUCAAAUCCAGCGGCGCUUUUUGGAGUUUUCCUGUUCUUUCCAUGGCUGAGUGGGUUCCCUGCAGGUAUCCUUGGCGCUCUCUCAUUGGUCUCCUUUGGUCCGCCGGAUGUUGGCCCGACUCCUCCCCUGCAGACUCGCGUGCUGGCUCCUCUUGGUGGUGGUUUCCUGACAGUAGUUUUUCCACCAACUGCCUCCGAGUCCUGUCGUCUCCGCAUCCUCCUUGCAGUUAGCACCGUCUGUUCUAAAACAUUCCAUUCUUGCACCACAUACCCUGUUUCGUUCCACCAGUCACACGCUCAGCACUUUACAGUCUCACACUUUCAUACACAGGAAGUAGCAACAUCUAAUGAACUACUCAAACACUUAUAUUCCUUUAAUCCAAAUCUCUCCAGGAAGCCUCAUGACAACUAAAUGUGGCACAACACGGAUUCACACCAUUGCCCCAUCUUUACUUACUCAUGACAGGAUUACAUUACAAUAAUUUGUAUGCAUUAGCUUGUCUUUUUGUUAGCAGAUUUGGAGGGAAAAUGACAGACGCCCGAGCGCAGAUCUGCACUGAUGCACUGUUGCUGGUUUUUCAUCAGCCCACACCUCUUGACAAAGUCUCGUGAAAAGCAACUGUUAUAGCUUUUGCAAUAAAUCAUAACAUGACCACAUUAGUAUCAAACUUUUAGCUUGUCUGUUUGUAGACAGAUUUGGACAAAAAGGGAUGAUCGAUCCAACUCCACACCUGCAUUGCUUUUUCCUUGGCCCAUGCCCAAAAUGAACGCUAACAUAACGUGAUAACAUUCACGUCUAAUUAUUAAUUUGUCUGUUUCUAGAAACGCUCCGGAAAUUUUAUUUGGUUGCCCGAGUGCAGCCCUGCAAUGUAAUAAAUUGCCUUCCCUUGGCUCAUUUCCAUACCAAGAGAUAAGAUAAUCUUGUGAAAACUUAACUUGCAACACGAUGACACGAUUUAAAAAAUAUGACCUUGUCUGUGUGUUGCUAAACAGGUUUCAACAAAAAAAGACUUUCGCCGCCCAAGCGCAGACCUGGGCUUCUUCCCGAGCCAUGACACGAUCUUUCCGCCUUGAGCUCAUUUGUAACGUGAUGGCGUUCAGCUAGAACUUUUCACUUGUCUGUUUCUGAAACAAGUUUCUUGUACCUGCACCGCGACGACUUUUUUUUUUUUUUGCAUGGCCCAUUCUUGACUUCUGAAAAAUAUAAACAUCCAUCCAUUAAAAAAAAAAGAGUUCCGUUUUACGAUGUUUUUGCGUGGGCUUUUGAGAACAUUCUGGUAUUUGUGGGGGCGUUACUGCCUGUUAUUGUUACCAAUCAUUUCGGGCACGAGGCCAAUAAUAACACGUGGGAACGAUGAACCGAUGGGAAUCCGUGUUCCGUAGCGCAUUCAAAACAAAACCAAAAAAAUCGACUGCAACUCAUUUUUUAGGAACCGCAACACACUGAAUGGAAAAAAAGAAGUUUCGAUUGCGACAAUACUCCAACUUCAUUUAGGACAGCAAAAGGUAAAAAAGUAAACAUGAUAAACAGGUUCUUCACAAAACUGAAAAUUUCCCUACGUAGGAAGAUGUUUAGGUAGCUACCUAACAAUGUUUGAACCAACCCUAUUAAUUGACUGUUUAUUGUUCUUCGUUCUCGUGUAUUUGUUCUUCUCCGUACCCAACAUGAAUGUUACUCUACGAAUGUUAGCCUACAAGGCUAUUCGGCUGAUUCUGAUUAGCUUGCAUAAACCAGGCUAAAAUAGCUAACUAGUAAACUUUGCAGACAUACAAUAGAAUAACAAAGCAAACAACAAACAAACAAAAGAUUAAUAAAUAGCUAGAUAGAUACUAAACAGAAGCACA